AUCUGGUGGUGGCGCCAAACUCGGGAAAUACAAAAAAAUUUCAAGAACGCCGGUAAACCAAAGUUCUUUUUUCAAAAAGAAACCAAUUUCAAUCCUGCACAAUCCGUGAAUAAUCCUUCAUUAUGUCUGCGAACCAAGAAAAUGAAGAGGCACCCUCUUCGCCUGACAUCCAUUUUGAACCAGUUGUAAAUUUGGCAAAAGUUGAUGUCAAAACGUUUGAAGAAAACGAAGAGGAAAUGGUUAAAUUGAGAGCGAAGUUAUUUCGGUAUAUUAUUGGUCAGCAUGAUACCACACCAGAGUGGAAGGAACGGGGAAUUGGCGAUGUUAAAAUAUUGAAGAGUAGAGCGAAGCAUUCGUACAGGCUAGUUAUGCGGCGUGAAAAGACAUUGAAAGUGUGCGCAAACCAUUUGUUGUCGAAAGACAUGGAACUUAAACCAAACUGUGGUAGUGACAGAGCAUGGGUGUGGAAUGUAGCUGCAGAUUACGCAGAUGAAGAACCAAAGGCAGAAACGCUGGCUAUUCGCUUUGGAAAUUCUGAAAAUGCAAAAAAGUUCAAAGAAGUGUUUGAUAAGUGCAAGGAAAAGGUUGGAUUGAUUGUUAGUGAUGCAGAGAGUGAAAAACUAGCAAAUGAACUUGAGAGUUUGAAAGUAAAUGACAAAAAUGAAAAACAAACAGGCGAAAACGAAGUCGAUAAACAAAAUGAAAAUUCAGGAGAAGGAACCAGUGCAGAAACUAAUGUGGAAGAACCUCAGGAUAAAGCAGAAGAUACAACGAAGAAAUCCGAGACUUCAGCAGAUAAUCCCCCGGAUAAUCCAUCAGAUGAUCCACCUGCAACCCAGGAUAACCCGGAAACCACUGAUACCCCACCGUCUGAUCAAUAAAACUUCUACUGGACUAUUGAACUUCUCUUUAUAAAAUAUGUCUGCUCAGUACAUUCUUAUAAGAUUUUAAAUAUCCUGAAAGGUUUCUUAAGUAACUUGGCAUUUAUGAUAGUUGAAAUUGAAACAGUUUUGUAAAAUUGUUGGGUUUGGAAGUGUAAAAAAUAUUGGUGUGGUAUAUGAAUUAUAAAUAU
This is a messenger RNA of Dendronephthya gigantea, 1072 nucleotides long. RefSeq names its product ran-specific GTPase-activating protein-like. Bases 123 to 881 code for a protein of 252 amino acids. Lineage: Eukaryota; Metazoa; Cnidaria; Anthozoa; Malacalcyonacea; Nephtheidae. The record is from RefSeq and is a predicted model, not a curated record. Gene Ontology annotation, biological process: nucleocytoplasmic transport. Gene Ontology annotation, cellular component: cytoplasm; nuclear pore. The transcript has 5 exons. Gene Ontology annotation, molecular function: GTPase activator activity.